ACGCAUACUCGCGCCUGCUUCAUCUCUCAUCGUUCUAGCUAUUCCUAUCGAUCAGAAAAUAAAUGAUAUUUGCAUACGGUACGACAGAAUGGCUAGCUAUGGCAAAAUAUUCGGUGCAAAGUAGACGAUCGGCUUGAUUGUCGCUUGCUUUUGCUGCACACAGCGCUUGAUGAACAUAUGUCGAUUGAACUAGCGUUACACAGACCCAGCCUAGACUACUAGGUUGUCUACAGAUUGUUAUUUUUUUCUUUUUAAGAAACGAUUACCAAGACAUUUAUGAAUUUAGGCCUAGGCCUAUAUUCAUCAAAAUUAGGAUUGUUUACAACAACUCCUCAAGAAUAACGGAUACCCAAGAAUAAGUUGGUCCGUGAUCGAAGUAUACGUCUAAGAAUAAUGCCUGAACAAAGUAAUGACUACAGAGUUGCAGUUUUUGGAGCUGGUGGUGUUGGCAAGAGCUCUCUUGUACUAAGGUUUGUUAAAGGCACUUUCCGAGAAAGCUACAUUCCCACUAUUGAAGAUACUUAUCGUCAAGUUAUCAGCUGCAACAAAAAUGUGUGUACCUUACAAAUAACUGAUACAACUGGAUCCCACCAGUUUCCUGCCAUGCAGAGGUUAUCAAUUUCAAAAGGACAUGCUUUUAUUCUUGUGUAUUCUAUCACAAAUAGGCAAUCGUUAGAGGAACUUAAACCAAUAUAUAGCACAAUUACAGAAAUCAAAGGAAAUGAUCUUGAUGGAAUUCCCAUAAUGUUGGUGGGUAAUAAAUGUGAUGACCCUAAAAGAAUGGUUACAGUAAAUGAGGGCUCAAUGCUAGCACGUUCUUGGAAUUGUUCAUUUUUAGAAACUUCAGCCAAGACAAAUUAUAAUGUCAAGGAACUCUUCCAGAAUUUACUUCAGUUGGAAAAAAAACGGACUAUGAGCUUACACUUAGAAACCAAAAAAACCAAGUCACAGAAGCGUCGUGAGAAAUUGAAAGGCAAUUGUACUGUAAUGUAAGAUGAUAAAGUACACACAUUCACCUUCAUUAAUAAUACCCACACGCACACACACACACAUAACUACAGAUAAUAUAAGAUCAGUUGAUUUGAUGUGGUUCAUAUCUGUAUUAUUUCUUGAGACUGAAAUAGAACGAUAGUUAACCAAAAAGGCGCUUUAACAAUAUUUUGAUAUACAAUUCUUAUAAUGAGUGGUAAAGUGGGUAUUAUUUAAUUUAUUAAACAGUCCAGGGAUUACAUCAGCAACAAUGUGCCAACACAAAUGUGUUCGCAGACCCAUGUAACAUACAACAGAUUACAUAGUAAAAAACUUAAAAUUCAGAUACAACUUCAAAUUAUAAAAAAAAAAGAAUAAAAACCCCUCAUUUGGGGCACCCCAUUAAGGGGACACUUUUUCGACCAUGAAACAAACAUAAGUAUAUCUACAGCCAACCCCUCUUUAGGGGACACUUUUUUGGUCCCAAUGGUGUCUCUUUAACAGGAGUUCUACUGUAGUUUUAUAUUCUUUUUAUAUUUGAAGAGCACAUUCACUACAAAAUGUACUGAUUUUUAAGAAAGGACUGUGGACAGUCAUAUUCAAUAUUCUUGUUGGAAAAUCCUAAUAAUAAUUAUCAACAGUGUAAUAAUCUAUGCGGAUGCUACAAUUCUCAGAUUUACAUUCUGAUUUAGAAACGAGAUAGAUAUCGUUCUGCUAACCUGCUCUGACUUAACAGGGUAUUGGAUUGUGAUUCUUGCUGUAGAGUAAGAUUGAAAUCCUCAUGACUCAAUUGCUAUCAGUUGCUAAUCCAAUACUUCUACAAAAAAUUUCUAUUAAUCAAAAUAGCAUCCCUCAGCUGGAUGAACUUAAUACAUAACUUAGAAUUAGAUUGCAGGGACUUGACAUCAUUACUGAGCUGGAGGAAUCACAUUGAGGUGUUAGCAAUAAACCUAUUAUGUUUAUGCUGACAUACAAAAGUGUUGUCUUUUCCAAUUAUUUUAUUUCUUACUGCAGCUAUGUGUCACCCUUAAUAAAAAAAUUCCUCACACAGCCUUACGUUUUGUCAUCCACUCCAACUUAAUAUUAAAUGUUAUCUACAGUAUUAUGUAAACACUUUCCUAAAACGGUUUCUAGUGUGUUGUUUUGGUGAAUAUAAAAAAAUAUAAAAAUGAAUCAAGUUGUCAAAAUACGGAAUAUUGUUUUGCACGUCGGGUAUUCUAUUGUGUACAAACAGUUAAGUACUGUACAUAAAAGGUUCACAGUUGAUAAAGGAUGGGCUUGCCUGGAAUAAUUUGUCCUACUCUAGAUACCUAAAGUUUUUAUUUCAGGUUUCUGCUAACUUGUAGCUCUACCAGGAUUUAGCCUGCAUAUCAUUUAGCAUGUUGUGUUUGUUUAUUUUGCCUUAUGGUAUUGCGGUAUACAGUAAAUGUUUUCAUUUCGUUGAAGGGCUGCGCUUGAUAUGAUUAUAACAUCUUGCUACUAUUUGAGCACUGUUAUUAUUUAUCCAUCUGUUCCUAAUGUG
This is a messenger RNA of Anneissia japonica, 2491 nucleotides long. RefSeq names its product GTP-binding protein Di-Ras2-like. Gene Ontology annotation, molecular function: GDP binding; GTPase activity; GTP binding. The transcript is spliced from 2 exons. Gene Ontology annotation, biological process: signal transduction. Gene Ontology annotation, cellular component: plasma membrane. Lineage: Eukaryota; Metazoa; Echinodermata; Crinoidea; Comatulida; Comatulidae. Bases 394 to 993 code for a protein of 199 amino acids. The record is from RefSeq and is a predicted model, not a curated record.